Molecule: messenger RNA, 987 nt
Organism: Pipistrellus kuhlii (Kuhl's pipistrelle)
Lineage: Eukaryota; Metazoa; Chordata; Mammalia; Chiroptera; Vespertilionidae
Gene: BOD1
Product: biorientation of chromosomes in cell division 1
Exons: 4
Coding region: 152-694 (180 amino acids)
Source: RefSeq, a predicted model, not a curated record
CUCCUCCGCCCGCGCCCGCGCCUUCCCCGCCCCCUCCGCCCUCUGCCCCGCCGCCGCCGCCUCCGGCUCCCGCUUCGCCGCCGCCUCUGCUCGGCCCGGGGCCCUGAGAGGCGGCCACCUUGGGUCUCCCUCGCGGGCCCGGGGCGCAGGCAUGGCGGACGGCGGCGGCGGCGCGGGCGGCGGGGGCGCGGGCCCGGCGGCGGCGGGGCCGGGGGCGGCCGCGGCAGGCGGCGGCGGCGGCGGCGGCCCCAUCAACCCGGCCUCGCUGCCGCCCGGGGACCCGCAGCUCAUCGCGCUCAUCGUGGAGCAGCUCAAGAGCCGCGGCCUGUUUGACAGCUUCCGCCGGGACUGCCUGGCCGACGUGGACACCAAGCCGGCCUACCAGAACCUGAGGCAGAAAGUGGAUAACUUUGUCUCCACACAUCUGGACAAGCAGGAGUGGAACCCGACGAUGAACAAGAACCAGCUGCGGAACGGCCUGCGGCAGAGUGUGGUUCAGUCGGGGAUGUUGGAAGCCGGAGUGGACAGGAUCAUCUCUCAGGUGGUGGACCCCAAACUGAACCACAUCUUCAGGCCACAGAUCGAGCGAGCCAUCCACGAGUUCCUGGCGGCCAAGAAGAGGGAAGCCGCACCGGCGCCCCCUCCGGAGCCGGAGGGCCAGGACGGCCCGGGCCCCGCCCAGGACGCCUCCUAAGGCGGUGCCUGGUGUUUUUGGAAGCUCCAUUGCAGAGGUGAAGUGGAUUCCGUUCGUGACGUACGGCUUCAGAAUGAAGGCAGGCCACGGCCGUCGCUGAUCUCACCUUUGCCUUUGGAGCAUGGCCCACGCUGACCGGGGAGCGAGGUCGGCGGCAGGAAUGCUGGCCCAGGGACCACACCAGCAGACACUACAGAGAACGAGGAAACACUACAUCCACUGGGCUGUCCUCAAACAGACCUCAUACUUGAACUUGGAGCCUGCGGGUGGGUUUUGGAGUUUGUGCUCCGGGA